Messenger RNA from Papilio machaon (common yellow swallowtail), 1274 nucleotides. Its product is annotated as alpha-tocopherol transfer protein-like. Lineage: Eukaryota; Metazoa; Arthropoda; Insecta; Lepidoptera; Papilionidae. Gene Ontology annotation, cellular component: membrane. The record is from RefSeq and is a predicted model, not a curated record. Bases 284 to 1210 code for a protein of 308 amino acids. Gene Ontology annotation, molecular function: phosphatidylinositol bisphosphate binding. The transcript has 6 exons.
UUUAUUAUAAGAUAUUUAGCAUUUAUCAGUAUAAAUUGAUAUUACAAUCAAAGUGUUAUGUUCGUUAUCGCUAUUUAUUUGAAUUAUAAGACGAUUCACUAUUAAUAUCAUACAAUAAUUUAGUGUUUAACCUAGUUAAGAAUUAAGUGAAGGGUUUUACAUGGUGUAACUUCGACGGAUGCUGGCUUUAAGAAAUUCGCCCUCAUUUCGCGAUCUGUCGUAACACGGCGUUUGCUGAGACGUUUAAAAAACCGGUGGUGUCUCAAUAAAUAAAGAAAUAACAAUGGAGCUGCUAUACGACGCAGAUGGUACUCCGUUUGUCAUGUGGGGCGAGAAUCAAAUACAGUUAGAGAGAAUGCCUAUCACAGAAAAGGAAUAUUUAGAAAAGGCUGAGAAAGAAUUAAGAGAGACGCCGGAGAUCGUUGAAAAGGCUGUUGAAGAAUUAAGAGAAAUGCUAAGAAAGGACACUUCACUCUUCGUACCGCUACAAGAUGAUAGCUAUUUGAUGAAAUUCCUCAGACCAUCCAAGUUUUAUCCAGAAAGUGCUUUUAAAAGAAUACAAGCGUACUACAAAUUUAGGCAGUCUCAUGAGAGCUACUGUACUAACCUGGUGCCUACUGCAGUGAAGCCUGCUUUCGACCACUCUAUCAUAUCAAUCCUAGCACCUAGAGAUCAGCAUGGACGACGCAUUAUGCUUGUGGAGUCCGGAGAGCGCUGGCAACAUCGCCUAGUUCCACUAUCGGAGGUGUUCCGAGGCGUUCAACUGGCGCUGGAGUCGGCCAUGUCGGAGCCACGGACGCAGAUCAAUGGCGUUAUCGUGAUACUGGACAUGAAGGGACUCUCUUUCUCACAGGUCAUGCAGUUCACGCCCUCCUUCGCCAAAAUGGUAGUUGACUGGAUUCAGGACUGUAUACCGAUUCGUCUUAAGGCAGUUCACAUCGUGAGUCAGCCGUACAUCUUCAACAUGUUGUUUGCGAUUUUCAAGCCAUUCUUGCGCGAGAAGUUGCGGUCGCGCAUUUUUUUCCACGGCUCUGAUAAGCAGUCGCUACUGUCGCACGUCGAUCCCAAAGCCCUAAGGAAACGUCACGGCGGAUUAUUGCCCGAGCCCGAGAUCAGUGGGGAGGUUCUAUGGAAGAUGUUGCAUCACUACGAAGAGAAUUUCAAAGUUGCAAAUUCCUACGGUUACGUGUCAAACAACAAUAAACGAUAAGUCUGGAGGAAGCCAGGAUAAAAGCUUCUUUACCACAUGAAGUUAAAAGGCCCUUAGUUUAUAA